AUGCGUAGCGUCUCCAGCCUCCUCAACUGGCUUGACCUCCCAGGUGUGAUCUACGCCCUCGCCUGCAAGGAUCCAACUCUGUGCAAAAGGCUGAUGCGAGUGCAGUCUGAAGUCGGGAUUACCGCGCUUGCCGUCCGGCAGCCAGACAUGGAGGCGGAAAAGCUCAUCGAUACUGCCGUCGUUGACGAGGCUGCAUAA
Molecule: messenger RNA, 198 nt
Organism: Colletotrichum spaethianum
Lineage: Eukaryota; Fungi; Ascomycota; Sordariomycetes; Glomerellales; Glomerellaceae
Exons: 1
Coding region: 1-198 (65 amino acids)
Source: RefSeq, a predicted model, not a curated record